Messenger RNA from Mercenaria mercenaria, 2547 nucleotides. RefSeq lists its product as uncharacterized. The coding region runs from base 238 to 1368 and encodes 376 amino acids. The transcript has 8 exons. The record is from RefSeq and is a predicted model, not a curated record. Lineage: Eukaryota; Metazoa; Mollusca; Bivalvia; Venerida; Veneridae.
AUUAUAAUACAAGUCUAGCUACUGAUCAAUGUUAUUAACGUAUUCAUUACAGAAUUUUCAAACAUUGAUACAAUCAACUGUUUACCUUUCAUUUCUUCAAGAAGAACCUUUGACGUACGUUAUUGGAAAUCCAUAAAACAACAAAAGUAAACACUGUCAAAUUAAUUAAGGGGUUGCGACGGAAGCGGAGUUGUUGAUUUCUUUCUUACGGCUGCUGCAAACAGAUUAGGUCGCAGAAUGAAAUAUAUAGUCUUUUUCCUGAUCAUCUGUUUUGUAUUUGGACCAUGCAAAACAAUAUCCCAACGUCGUAUCUACACGCUAUUCACCGACACUAAAACAUGGAACGAGGCAAGCGCAGUAUGUGAAAGUCAGUUUGGGCAGCUAGUCAAGAUUCAAGGUCAAAGUCAUACAGAAGAAUUAGCAUAUCUGGACAGUGCAGAAUGGGGAAAUCGCAUCAGUAAUGCGGCUGCGUUUUGGUCAGGACUACACAAACCGUUUUCCAACAACACCUGGGAGUACCAAGACUGUGAGACUAUUUCAACCGAUCUGGUCUUUGCAAACAGCUUUUCUGGAGGAAAGUGUGCUACUUUCAACAGUGCUUAUUCCCUGUCAGAAGCAAAUUGUUCUGCAGAGAAUAUUUUUGUUUGUCAACGUCAUGAAGGUGACUGUUGGUAUGAACCUUUUAUCGGUGAAACCUUCACUGCACCAAUCUACCAAACCGUCACAUUGAGUGUAGGUACAGAAGCUAGCGAGUGUGCUGUGAGCUGCCGCUCAGAUGUCCUUAGUCCUGAUAUUGAAUGCUGGGGAUUUAUUUAUGACCCCAGUGGGUCACAAGGAUGUCAGCUUCUCUACCUAAAUGAGGAGUCUGCCUCUUCCACAUUUUUGACAACGAGCAUGACGUCGUCUGCAGAUCCUGAUAUGAUUUUCUAUGUUCGUCGAUGUUUUGAAGGUACCCUUGACAAAAAGACUUACAAUUCGUUUCAAAAUAAUGAACAAACUCCGGAAACGGAAUGCACUUCUACACCUUUCGCUGGUAACGAAGCAGCGGCCGAAGUCUGCUUUUGUACUACACAAGAUCAGCCACCCAUUCCUGAACCUAUCACUAGCGAAGAAAAGGCACAACAGUAUAUCAAAGAACUAACCAUUGAUUCUUCAAACACAAGCGCGGCAAUAAACAAGCUUACUUCUGCCGAAGAUAACAGGCCAAGUGCUGUUGGAGUUGGAUUUGUCGGUGUAGGACUUCUGACAGCAGUGUUUGGCAGUCUCUUCCUCAUGGACCUAAAUCUUCUGUACGCUGGAAUAAAGGAAUUAUUCUCAUCUAUGACAGAGAUACAAACGCCUACAAAUUCCGACGAAUCCAGUUGUUAAACUCCGCAGCAAAAUGUAUAACCCGAUGUAAAGGACGAAAACUUCCGAAUGAUACAUUUAAGUUGUUGUCUCGAGGCUUACUGUGUUGAACAGCAGUUAAAAGUUGAUUUCUCGAGAUUAAACUGAGAAUAUUGUUUGUAAUGUAACAAUAUGAAGUCGUUUUGUUAUAGUUGAAGUAUAUCAUUGUAAAUCAACAUUAUUUAAGAUGUAAAUUUCGUAAACAUAGGCUAUGUUUGAUGUAAUAAACUGGAUGAGUUCAUAAAGCUCAAAUUAGAGACAUUUUCAUCAGUUUUAUUUUCUUUCAAAUUUUCUGUUUGUUUGAUAGCAGUGUGAGUUGUGUUGUAUCGACUGUCCAUGAAGGAGAGAAAAUAAAGCCAAUAAUACUUUACUUUUUCCUUCGAUAUCAUCCACAAUGCGUCUGUGAGAUAUGAAAAACUUUUUAAAAAAAUAAGAACCUGUGCAUAUUUGCGCAUGACAAAUUAGCUUAAAAUCAAAUUGCAUGCAUAAAUAAAUGGAUAUGGAAUUAUUUUUGUUCGACUGUAAAAUAUUUUCUGAAGUCAUACACGCAUUUGACAACUUCUUCACUGUCGGAUAGUUCUUCCAUCUGUUGUCCAAUUCUAAAUGGGGACUGACCUGAUAGGGCUAUUUGAAAGAGGACCUUCGCGGAUAUUACAUAAGAAUUUUCAGAAAAUAUAUAAAACGUACUGCAAAAUUCAUGAUCAAAUCCAGACCUGUGUAAUACUCUGUUAUAAAAGAUAACUAAUGAUAAUAACCAGUUUUAUCACUUUUUACAGAUUUAAAUGUAAGGUACUGUGUCUUCGUUUUACUACAAUUCUAAGCAAUUUUCCUUGGAUUGGUUGAAUGUUUUAUAUAUCGCUUCGAUAAUUGUCAAAACGUUAACAUAUAGUUCACAUCAACUUUUUUUCUGCAAAUAUGCCGUUGGUUGAAAUGAUACUUUCGCUCUGUAUAAAGGCAUGCAACUAUUUAAGUUGACGAGACGCUUAUAUAAAUUCGGAUGAUUUUCGGUACAUUCCGUACAGUGUACGGAAAGUAACCAGCAAUUAAAAUGGUUUAUAUUUAAAGCGUGUAUACGGAUGUACGCAAGUCACAAUAGUUCAGUGAUCAUUGUCAAUAGCUUGAAACCUGGAGGUCGUAAGAUCGAAACCGUUCAUUGUCUUG